Molecule: messenger RNA, 1080 nt
Organism: Larimichthys crocea (large yellow croaker)
Lineage: Eukaryota; Metazoa; Chordata; Actinopteri; Sciaenidae
Gene: fgfr1op2
Product: FGFR1 oncogene partner 2
Exons: 6
Coding region: 114-788 (224 amino acids)
Biological process (GO): response to wounding
Source: RefSeq, a predicted model, not a curated record
UUUAAAGAGCUGCGUCAGGAGCUCUGCACUGCUGCUGGAUGGAGACAAAUUAGCCCGGAGCUAAUGUUAGCCGCCAAACAUCAACAGGAAGUAACGGACUCAGUUUAACAGCAAUGUCUUGCACUUUGAGUUCUCCAGGCAUGAACUGUAACUUGGAGAAGGUCUUGGCAGAUGCCAAAUCAUUAGUGGAAAGGCUUCGUAACCAUGACAAUGCUGCUGAGAUGUUAAUCGAACAGACAACAUCGCUCAACAAGAGAGUGGAAGCCAUGAAGCAGUACCAGGAGGAGAUCGACUCAUUGAACCAGGUUGCACGACAUCGUCCACGUUCAAGUCUGGUCCUGGGAAUCCAACAGGAAAACCGUCAGAUCAGAGAGCUCCAGCAGGAAAACAAAGAGCUACGGACAUCGUUGGAGGAGCACCAGUCUGCGUUAGAGCUCAUCAUGACCAAAUACAGGGAGCAGGUGUUCAGGCUCCUAAUGGCCAGCAAGAGGGACGACCCCGCCAUUGUGACCCAGCUGAAGGAGCAGCACACCACGGAAAUGCAAGCACACAUAGACAAGAUCAAUGAGAUGGCCUCUGUGAUGAGGAAGGCCAUAGAGGUGGAUGAGGGUCGGACAUGUGAAGACGAAGAGAGGAUUAAACAGCUCGAGCUGGAGAACAGUGGACUCCGAGAGCUGCUGGGAAUCAGCCGCGAGGCUUUCUUGAUCCUGAAGAGAGAAGACGCAUCAGAGAGCACGUCGCUGUCGCCGUUGCUGACCAGCGCUGACGUCAGCUUACGAAAGAGUUAAAGAGCCCUCCUCCUCCUCCUUCCACUACUACUGCUGCCAUUACUGUUUAUACUUCACCUAAAGAUUUUAACAUCUCCCUUCUCCUGGACCAUGUAUAGCAUGAUGCUCCAGAGAUGUGUCCAGACAUAAGCAGUGUGUGCACACACACACACUUUUUUUUUUGUUGGUACGUUCUGUUAUGUUUGCUAAUUUUUUUGCCAGCAUGCAUGAGUCUGUGGUGCCUGCAAGGUUUUAAUGUGUGAAUGGGUAAAAGAAGGGCUUGAGUUGAAAUAAACCUGUAAACAUGAACUUA